AUGACUCCGGCGCAAGCGUUGCGCCCAGGCUCCACGCAGAAGCUGAUUUUCCGCCAAACCCGCGCCUUACCACGCGUAAGCGCAAGCGCGGAGCCACCCAAAGCGCCAGCAGGGGGAUCCGCGGAAGGAUCAGGCGCAAGCGCGGAAGCAAAUAAGCUGGCGGAGACUCCGCAGGCGCCCGCGGGGCAAGCGGCAUCGGGGGGAGCGGUGGCGGCGGAAGGGGAUGAGGGGAAGCUUCUGGGGCAGGCGACGACUGCGGGGAUCUUCCUCCUGUGGGCGGGACUGAUCGCGUAUGGCGCGUUUUUUGCGCCCCAUCAGACGCCAUACCGCGAUCAGUACUUUCUGGAGAAGCUUCUGAACCUGAGGGGAGACGAUGGCUUCGUGAUGAACCAGGUGCUCGUGGCGCUGUGGAACCUCAUGGGCGUCAUGCCGGGCAUAUACGCUGCUACGCUCGUGCCCGCCUCCCGCACCAAUCGCACCACCAUCCCAGCGUGGCCCUUCCUCCUCGCCUCAUUCUUCGCAGGGGCGUUCGCCCUGCUGCCCUUCUUUGCCCUCUGGUCACCCGGAAAGGCAGCAGUACCCACGGAGGAGGAGAGGGGGAAAGUGGGGCUGCGAGUGCUUGAAUCCAAAAUCACCAGUGCGUUACUGCUGCUCGCAGCAUCAGGGCUGGUCAUCAGUGCAGCAACAGCACCGUCAACCGACUGGCUUGAGUUCUUGCAGUACUUUCAGGAGAGCCUCUUGAUCCACGUCACCUCGAUGGAUUUCGUCCUCCUCAACAUGUUUCUGCCCUUCUGGCUCGUCAACGACAUGGCCUAUAGGAACUGGGCGCCUAGAGACUCAUGGGGUGCGGCUCUUCCCUUCCUCCCUGUUUUUUGCCUUUUGAGAUGUUGUAAAAGCCUUUCUUCAUCCCACAACUCGCCCCAACCCCCUUGUGUGUUUCCAGGGCGCCUAGAGACUCAUGGGGUGUUGCCCUCCCCUUCCUCCCCGUUAUAG
Messenger RNA from Closterium sp. Naga37s-1, 993 nucleotides. Lineage: Eukaryota; Viridiplantae; Streptophyta; Zygnematophyceae; Desmidiales; Closteriaceae. The record is from the annotation of a GenBank genome assembly.